This is a messenger RNA of Erpetoichthys calabaricus (reedfish), 749 nucleotides long. RefSeq names its product galanin peptides-like. Gene Ontology annotation, molecular function: hormone activity. The record is from RefSeq and is a predicted model, not a curated record. Lineage: Eukaryota; Metazoa; Chordata; Cladistia; Polypteriformes; Polypteridae. Gene Ontology annotation, cellular component: extracellular region. The transcript has 6 exons. The coding region runs from base 255 to 614 and encodes 119 amino acids.
ACGCAACCUACUCCCUCUACACCUGUUUUUUUUACGUAUAAAUUAAGUAAGAUAGCCCAUAUGAACCCCCCUUCUCUACUUCCACCCAAGACGGCUGAGUAUAAACUCAGCGCAUGACCCCCUCAGGCACCAUAGCGCUUCGAAGAUUCGUUUAAUUUGCACAGCUGUCCCCGACUAACAGCUACGGGACGCUGAGAUAUCAAGCAGUGACCACGCACGGCACGUUAAACCCGCAGGACACCAUCUUAUCUACGAUGCACAGCCCGAGGACACUGCUUUGUGCAACACUGAUCUUGUAUGGACUGGUAUCUCAAUCCCUUGGAAUGACUUUCACUGGGAAGGACAAGCGAGGCUGGACCUUGAACAGUGCAGGUUACCUUUUGGGACCUCAUGCCCAUAGAACAUUAAAUGACAAAGGAGGUCUAGCAGGAAAACGGGACAUUUUAGAUGAGACCUAUAAGAAUGUGAGAGAGCCAUAUGCUGGCAGCAAUAUGCAUCCAGUGGAUGAGAGUACAUUGCAGACUGUACUGGACUUCCUCUCUUAUCUUCAGCUCAAGGAUACCGGUGCAUUGGACAGUUUGCCAGUAACUCAAGAAGAGUCUAACUUGCCGUAAAGAAAAUGACAUCGGUUCACUUGUCAAUUAGGUCAGCCACUACCUGGACAUGUCUCCAUCCUCAUUAUAGCCGCAUGUUUCAUUUCUCUCCUGGAGAACAAAAUAAAAUCGGACUACCCAUUUGUAAAUGAAGAA